This is a messenger RNA of Pyrus x bretschneideri (Chinese white pear), 2278 nucleotides long. RefSeq names its product probable starch synthase 4, chloroplastic/amyloplastic. Lineage: Eukaryota; Viridiplantae; Streptophyta; Magnoliopsida; Rosales; Rosaceae. The transcript has 18 exons. Bases 59 to 2068 code for a protein of 669 amino acids. The record is from RefSeq and is a predicted model, not a curated record.
GAAAAAUCACGACUUUUAUCGUCUCCUCCUCCAUUACUCGCACAGUUUGGUUGCAAAAAUGAAGGCGCUGAUGAGCAGCUCGAUCCUCCGCCCGUGGCAGUGGCAACCACCGCAUCAGAAACCUCCAACUCCACUAGUUUGCUGCUCCGCCGUCAAUGCCUCCUCCUCCUCCUCCUCCUCCUCCUCAGAAAUGAAGUUUAAGGGCGAUGGAAAUGCGGAGUCCGUCUCUCGGGCCGAAGACAUUUGGAAACUCUUCAGAGAAGCUCAGAAGAAUAUUCUGCAGUUAAACCAGCAACGAGUUAAGGCGGUAGAAGAACUCAACAAAAUCACCAGAGAGAAAGAGCUGUUGGUGGAUAGGAUUGAGCAACUGGAGCUGGAAAAGCAGGCUGCCAUUGCAAGACCUCAAGAUAGGGUAAGCUGUUGGGAGCUACUCUUUCGGAUAGAUUCAAUGGUCCUCAAUGGAAUGGUUACCACCGUGGAGGCAUCCGAUUUGAGAAGGCUGGUUAUGGAUAACAAAUUUAGUUUACCUGAAGUAUUUAAUGACACCCUGCAGAAAGGAGACACUGAGAUUCUAGCUGAACUCCGUCACUUCUCCAAGAGCAUCAAAAGGAAUUGCUUUCACAUUGUCCAUGUAUGCACGGAAAUGGCACCCCUGGUCUCUUUCGGAUCCUUGGCUUCAUAUGUGACAGGCUUGUCUUGUGCACUACAAAGGAAGGGGAAUUUGGUGGAGGUGAUACUUCCAAAGUUUUCAAGCUUGGACUUAAACAAAGUUCAAGGCCUAAAAGAAAUUGAGGCAGAAUGUUAUUCGUAUUACAAUGGUCAGUUGCAUGGGAACAAAAUCUGGACCGGCAUUGUCUAUGGCAUUGGAGUUACUUUAAUUCAACCAGUAUACUACUCAUCCUUUUUCAAUCGUGAGAGGCUAUAUGGCUACUCAGAUGACUUUGAAAGGUUUACCUAUUUCUCCCGUGCUUCAUUGGAUUAUAUUGUAAAAUCUGGAAAGCGUCCUGAUGUGAUACAUAUCCACAACUGGGAGACUGCUAUUGUUGGGCCACUUUUCUGGGAUAUUACUGUUAAACAGGGACUUGAAGGUACAAGAAUUCUUUUGACAUGCCAUGACCUCAACUCACAGUGUCUUGAGCAUCCAGAGAAACUAGAGUUAUGCGGACUCGAUCCUGCUAGACUUCACCGUCCUGAUCGUUUGCAAGAUAAUACCAAGGCACAUCUUGUUAAUAUCUUGAAGGGUGGAGUUGUUUACUCCAAUAAAGUUGUCAUUAUGUCAUCCAUACUUUCAAAAGGCAGGGUUAUUCAGAGUCUGAGUCAUGGGUUGGAUCCUACCUUGAACAUUCACAAAAACAAAGUGAUUAUUGCCCCUUGUGGAUUUGACAACUCCACCUGGGAUCCGUCCACGGACAACUUUCUUCCUGUACAGUAUAAUGCGAAGGAUAUGAAAGGGAAAACAGUCUGCAAAGCUGCAUUGCAGCAGCACCUUGGGUUAUCCGAGCAUGCUUCUACUUUUCUUGUUGGAUGCGUCUUCUCUAAAGUAUCAGAUGUUGAUCUGGAGAAGCUGAGGGAAAUAUUUUCGAAAACUAGCAGGAUUGAUGUACAGUUCAUCGUCAUGGGGAUUGGCAAAAUAUCAAGUGUAAACAAGUUGGGAUCAUUGCAUGAACCCUUGAAGGAGGCAAAUGUGCAAUUCAUAGAUGGGAAUGAUGAAGCGUUAUCACAUUUGGUUUUCGCGGGAUCUGAUAUUAUCUUAUGCCAAUCUUUUCAUGACCCAGACCUUCAAGUUCCACUAAAAGCUUUAAAAUACGGAGCUGCUCCAAUUACAGUAAACUCCAACGACGAGGGGUUUGGGAACUUUGUCGAGCAUAACUACGAGACAACUAAUUUCUCACGUUUCAUCAGCUCUACGUUUGGAAAUAUGACUCUAAGCCAAGCCCUGGAUGAAAUUAAAAACAACCCGUCGAAGUGGAAGAGAAAGAUAACGGAUGCCAUGGAAAUGGACUUCUCGUGGGAUGCUGAGUGCUGCGACAUCCAUACUUCUGCGUAUACAGCCUUGAAAAAUUUGUGAACGUGUACAUAAACGCGUGUGUUAGAGCUUGAUUAUUCCUCUAUGCAGGUUUUCCGUUGCCGAGAGCUGGGUUCUAGAGAUGUACAGUUUCGAAACCGAGUAGUUAUGAGCGGGUGAAUAAGAAAGUUGGGUUUCUGUAUCUGUUUAAUGUGUGUAAAAUGGUGUCAAGUUGUUACAGUUUAAUUAGUUAGUGGAAACAGAUUUACGCAA